Molecule: messenger RNA, 569 nt
Organism: Prinia subflava (tawny-flanked prinia)
Lineage: Eukaryota; Metazoa; Chordata; Aves; Passeriformes; Cisticolidae
Gene: HSBP1
Product: heat shock factor binding protein 1
Exons: 4
Coding region: 84-314 (76 amino acids)
Biological process (GO): cellular heat acclimation
Cellular component (GO): nucleus; cytosol
Molecular function (GO): transcription corepressor activity
Source: RefSeq, a predicted model, not a curated record
AAGGCCGCGCGGCGGGCGCUCUCGCGAGACGUGGCGGAAGGGGCGGGGCGCGGCCCGGAAGUGGAGCCGCCGCCGUUGCGACCAUGGCGGAGACCGACCCCAAGAGCAUCCAGGACCUGACGGCCGUGGUGCAGACAUUGCUCCAGCAAAUGCAGGACAAGUUUCAAACCAUGUCGGACCAAAUAAUUGGAAGAAUCGAUGACAUGAGCUGCCGCAUCGACGACCUGGAGAGGAACAUCGCCGACCUCAUGAUGCAGGCGGGCGUGGAGGAGCUCGAGGGCGAGAACAAGACCCCAGCACCCAGCAAGGGUUAAAGCUGCCAACAACUCAAGAUGAAUCACAGAAGAUGACUUUUUCUUUUUUUUUCUACAAAUGGUUGGAAUUAAAGAAUGGCUUUUUGCAACUCCAGUGUGUGAAAGCAUUUUUAUAUUGUUACAGAGCUUGCAUUCCUAAUGUACAUUGUAUAGUCGGGGUAGGGUAGUUUCUAUUUGAUUUGUGUACUGUAAUUUCACUUUUUGAAUUCUUGUUACGAGGAUCACUUGGUUGUGUUAUUAAAACACAAAUCUCAA